Fomitopsis serialis is the source of this 770-nucleotide messenger RNA. RefSeq lists its product as uncharacterized. The record is from RefSeq and is a predicted model, not a curated record. NCBI's taxonomy places the organism in Eukaryota, Fungi, Basidiomycota, Agaricomycetes, Polyporales, Fomitopsidaceae. Bases 107 to 553 code for a protein of 148 amino acids. The transcript has a single exon.
UCCGUCUGCAGUGCGCGCUGAUCACGGUGGCUCUGCCCAGAUCCUCAGAGACCGAUUGGGCUGGUAUGUCACCUUCGAGACGAGCGAUUCCGCACGGCGUGCAGCGAUGGUGCUCAACCACGGUUCCCAUACUCUCGCGUCGCGGUCGGUGAAUGUGACAGUUCACCCUGCUCCAGCUCCGCCGUCUGCACCUGCACGGAAGCGUUGGACGGACAGCGAGCUGGUUGACGAGGCGGCGAGUCUGGUCAUCAAGGAGCUCAGAACGAUACUCAGAACGACACUUGAGAAGGACCUCUUGGACAAAGUAGUCAGCACCGGUGUUCAAAGGCUCGUUCUGUCCGAAAGGGCAAGACAGGUGGCUAGGGCGCCGGAUGGUGAGCAGGAAGCGAAGCAGUGGGGUGCUGGUCUUCGCGGGUUGUCGUUCAAGAAGCAACGGAAGCGACCUUGGGAGGAGCGCGACACGCCUAUACUGGCAACACCGCAGCUGGAGCCAGAGUUUACAGUGAUUCGGUCAGUCACACAUCGAGUCUCUCGCGGAGGAAGCUGUGGUUGAAAGACCGAGGAAGCGACUCAAGAAGGCCGUGACCAAGAAGGUCUCUAACGAGGAUAUCGAGUCGGAGGAUGAGGUGCCCGAGACUGUCCCAGUGACCAUAGCCAAGGCAGUCGUCAGCGAAGACGUCGAGUCAGAAGAUGAGGACCUCUCCCUUCCGGUCACUCCCAUACUGCCGGAUGUCACACGGAAACGGUCCACGUCUGAGGUCACCGAUGUU